This is a messenger RNA of Zingiber officinale, 2749 nucleotides long. Its product is annotated as cation/H(+) antiporter 15-like. Gene Ontology annotation, biological process: regulation of pH; proton transmembrane transport. Bases 267 to 2636 code for a protein of 789 amino acids. The record is from RefSeq and is a predicted model, not a curated record. The transcript has 4 exons. Gene Ontology annotation, cellular component: membrane; endomembrane system. Gene Ontology annotation, molecular function: antiporter activity. Lineage: Eukaryota; Viridiplantae; Streptophyta; Magnoliopsida; Zingiberales; Zingiberaceae.
AGAACUGGAUAUAGACAAGUAUAUUACUGAGAGGUGAUUGGGGAAAAUGAGAUUCUUGUAAAGGAAAGGCCAACAAUUUUGUUGUACAAGCUGUAUGCAAGCAAUGAUUGAUUGACCAGUGGAGUCAACCACGGGAGAACGCACGAUCCCCUCAAAACCGGUCAACGGUCAAGGUUUAACGGUCAGGAAGCAAACAGGCAACCGAUGUAAACAACGAACACUCGCUCCUCCUUCCCCUGUUCUUUCUUCUCCGUCCCGCCGUGUCCAUGGCGCUCAACCAGACGUCGCCGGAGCAUCGCAUGGUAUGCUACGACACCAACCGCAUCGACUCUGAAGGCGUCUUUCUCGGCGACAAGCCUCUCCUCUUCUCCGUCCCCCUCUUCCUCUUCGAGCUCAUCGUCGUCUUCUCCUCCACCAACCUCCUCCAUUCCCUCCUCCGCCGCCUCCACCAGUGCCGCUUUGUCUCCCACAUACUCACGGGCAUUCUUCUCGGGCCGUCGGUGAUCGGGCAACGACAAGCUCUGGAGCAGAGUCUGUUCCCGGAGCGCGGCCUCCUCAUACUCGAGAUCAUCUCCCUCUUCGGCAUCAUCCUCUACCUCUUCAACAUCAGCGUCAAGACGGAGCUCAACCUCGCUUGGUGGGAGAUGCAGGGGCGGAACGCGGUGGCCAUCAGCGUCGCCGGCUCCCUCCUGCCCACCAUCCUCAGCGCCGCCGCUAUCGCCAGCUUCCAGUCUGUUGUUCCCCUCGACCUCCGCACGAGCAGCUUCAUCUACUUUGUCAUCCUCCGCCUUUCCUUCUCCUCCUUUCCCGUCGUCGUCGACGCCCUCGACGAGCUCCACCUCCUUAACUCCGCUCUCGGCCGGCUCUCCGUCGCCUCCUCCCUUCUCGAGGACGUCGGCUACCAACUCAUCGUCGUGGUCAUCAAGACCGCCUUUAUGGUCUCCGAGACGACGUCCGUCAAGGCCCGCAUUGGGAUACCGGCCACGGUGGCGGCGGUGCUGCUGCUCAUGGUGCUCGGAGGCGGGAAAGCGGCGCGGUGGGUGGCGAAGCGCUCGGCGCGGGGGCAGAUGCUGUCGGAGGGUUGCUUCCUUGUGCUGCUCCUCAUGGCACUGAUGGCAUCGAUCAUGACCACCUUCAUCGGCUUCAACAUGACCAUGGGGCCGAUUCUUCUGGGGCUCGCUGUGCCGGGAGGAAUGCCGGUGGGCGUCACUUUAACGGAGAGGCUACAGCCGCUCUGCGCCGGGUUGCUCCUCCCGCUCUACUUGUUCAUCGUCGGCUACCGGACCGAUUUGGGGGGGCUGGACAGACUAUGGCUGUGUUGGGUUAUUCUGCUUGUUGUGGUCCUCUGCUACGCCGGAAAGCUCGCCGGAGUAGUCGCCGCCUCGCGCCACUUCAACAAGAUGCCGAUGAGUGAUGCCAUCUCGUUAGGGCUCAUGCUCAACGUCAAGGGAUUCGUAGAAGCCUUCAACUUUUUCUUCUUCGUUCACAACAGGCUGGCGUUGCCGGAGCAUUUGCCGGCGCUGACGCUUUCAAUGGUGGCAUCGACGGCGGCCACGACGCCGCUCAUCAAGACGUUGUACGACCCGAUGCUGCGGUACGUGGUACUGAAGCGGCAAACCGUCGAACACCUUCUUCCCGUGGCGGAGCUCCGCCUCGUCGUCUGCGUCCACAGGGAGGACCACGUCAACCCCGUCCUCGACUUCCUGGACGUCGUCCGCCCCACCAUCGAAUCCCCACUCUCGCUCGUCGUCCUCCAUCUCAACCAGCUCGCCGGUCGUUCCGCCCCGGUGUUCCGCCCUCACCACCCCACCGCUGAGGCCACCAUCGCCUCCGACCGCAUCACGAACGCCUUCCACCGCCACUUCGAGUCGGAGCAGGGAAGCGUCUCCCUAAGCACCUUCGUGGCAAUCUCGCCCAUCGGAAGCAUGCACAACGACGUCUGCAUGCUGGCCCUCGACCACAAGGCCUGCCUCGCCCUCCUCCCCUUCCACAAGCACUUCAACGGCGCUCGCCACACCGUCGACCACGCCGUCCAAACCGUAAAUCGCAACGUCCUCGAUUUCGCCCCCUGCUCCGCCGCCAUCCUCGUCGGCAACACCCUCCCGACCUGCGCGAGCUUCGACGACGGCGGCCGCCGCGUCGCUGUCUACUUCCUCGGCGGCCCCGACGACCGCGAGGCCCUCGCGUUGGCUUUCCGCAUGGCGAGGAGCAACAUCUCCAUCCGCCUCACCGUCGUGCGCUUCCUCCCGCUCCAGGACAAGAGGCUGAUGGUGGAGCACGACGAGGAGCUGAUGCAGGACGACUCGGCGGUGGCGCAGGUGCGGGAGGUGUGCGCCGGCUACGAGGAGAAAUUGUUGAAGAACGGGGAGGAGACGGCGGCGUUAGUUCACCGGAUGAGCCAGGAGUUCGAGCUGGUGAUGGUGGGGAGGAGGAACGGGAUGGAGACGGAGCUGACGAGCGGCCUGUCACAGUGGAGCGAGUGCCCGGAGUUGGGCAUCAUCGGCGACAUGUUGGCAAUGGAGUUCGCCGAUAAGAUAGCCAUUAUGGUGGUGCAGCAGCACCAGAGCUUCCGAGGUAGAAGAAGCGGAGGAGGAUCGCCGGAGAAUGCCGGCGGUGAGGCGAUCUCUGAAUCUUGAAAGCUUGAAUUUUUUUUAAUAUAAAAAAUAGGUUUAAAGAUAAAUAUAUAUUUUUGGAAAAAAUAUUUCUGGAUCAGUAUUAAUUACUUAAAUAUAUAAUUUAAUAGAUAUUU